AUAAAAAAAUGAAAUUAUUUGUCAUUACUCAUCCUUCAAAAGUUUAAAAAUAGUCGCCAAAUAAUCAUCAAAUUUAUCAUAACAGAAAUGGAAAGCGAUAAGAUAAUUGCUAUUGAAUUCAAAUUUUAGCGCUCUUUACUGUCGUCAAGAAACGUUAAGACCCGAAAGUUUUUCGAUCAGAUUCGGGUAUUAGUGUGGCGGGCGCGGCCAUAUUGGCAAUACGGAGAGAGUUUAAAGAGUUUGUGUGAUAAGUGCUGUGAAAUUAAAUCGAAAGUCAUCCAAAAAUGUCUGAAAGGGAGGAUAACGUGUACAAGGCAAAAUUAGCCGAACAGGCUGAGCGAUACGAUGAGAUGGUCGAGGCGAUGAAAAAGGUGGCGAAACUCGACCUGGAACUGACCGUCGAGGAGAGGAAUCUCCUUUCGGUGGCCUAUAAAAACGUCAUAGGGGCUAGGAGGGCGUCCUGGCGCAUAAUUUCAUCAAUCGAACAAAAAGAAGAGUCAAAAGGAACCGACGACAAACUCGAAAUGAUACGGCAAUAUCGUUCACAAGUCGAAAAAGAAUUAAGAGAUAUCUGCUCGGACAUAUUAAGCGUUCUGGACAAGCACCUAAUACCUGCCGCCUCUUCGGGAGAGUCCAAAGUCUUCUACUACAAAAUGAAGGGCGACUACCACCGAUACCUGGCCGAGUUUGCGACAGGCAAUGACAGAAAAGACGCCGCCGAGCACUCGCUGGUGGCCUACAAGUCGGCCAGCGAUAUCGCAAUGACGGAGCUGCCGCCCACCCACCCCAUCAGACUCGGUCUGGCGCUCAACUUCUCCGUAUUCUACUACGAGAUCCUCAACAGCCCGGACAGGGCGUGCCGGCUCGCUAAAGCAGCCUUCGACGACGCCAUCGCCGAACUCGACACCUUGUCCGAGGAGAGCUACAAGGACAGCACGCUGAUCAUGCAGCUGCUCAGGGACAAUCUCACAUUAUGGACGAGCGAUAUGCAGGGAGACGGUGAAGCGGAACCGAAAGAACAAUUACAAGAUGUAGAAGAUCAAGACGUAUCAUAAUUUCAGAAUGUUGCGCCUGGCGAUACUGAACUGUUGAGUGCUGUGUAGUGCAGGGCAUUGCCCAGACAUUGUGAAAGGGUCGGGGCAAGCAAUCACUUGCCCCUGAGCCCUGGUACAUAAUGUAUUAUUAUUACUAGCUGUAACAAUAUAUUCUGUAACUGUUUUGUCUCUCCCGAACGAUUGCGAGUUGUGCGAGUCCCCUUUCGUCCGUCAACAUAAGUGACAUGUUUAAUUCAAUAUUAAAUAUAGUAGUCGCUUUUGUUUUCGGAACAAAUUGAAUGAUUGUACUAGAAUCUUCGCUUUAGGUAUUUAACGUUGGAUUUUUUGUAUUUUUAUCUUCAAAUAAAAUUGUCGAGUAUUUAAUGAUUUGUUACCAGUCUGAUUUGUUCUCCGGACAAGUUUCAUUUGAUUUAUUAUCAGAUGGAUGUUUUGUCUUGGGCACUAAUUGAGGCAGCGGCACGAUGUAUAAAUUAUGAGAGGCUUAUUUUCAAGAUUCAUUUUUACCAACCUAUGACCAAUAUUUAAAUCUAUGUGGAAAUUUCUGUCGUUGAUUCUUUUUUAGUAAAUACGCUUAGAGACGAUCUUUUGCCUUGUCGUACUCUUGUAGAGUUAGAACGUUUGUAUAUUUGAUACAAGUGAUUUUGUUUUUUAUUUUUUCGGUAUGGAUUCAGUAUUUUUUGAAAAACACGCAUAUAUCCGUACAAAUUAGCAUUCCGUUUUGCAUUUUUAUUAUAUUUAUUUAAAUUUAGAAAUUGGUUUGCAUGUUGAAUGUUAUUGAAGCAAUAAUUCUUAAUUACACAUCCUUUUUCAAAGUUCGUUACCUGAAAGUUCGGCAAUUAUUUUAGGCUUACUUUGACAUGCAUAUCAAUUGAUUUUAAUUGGAAAAUUUGCUGUUACAUCACGUAAUUUAAUGAAUUUUUAUUGUCUUAUAAAAACUGGCAGCCAGGUACUUAGUCAGCCGUACUUAGAAGCACUGCCAGGAUUUUAAAGAUGAAUAAAGAUGAGAUUGUUUCAAAUAAUUUGCUGGUUUUUUCAAGACAAAACUUAAGCAGUUAGUCUUCUUUUAAAUUGUAUUUUUGCAUUUUUAUUGUGCGUAUGGAUGUAAACAAUGCUGUGUAGAUUGAUAUAAAAAAAAUUGAUGUAUUAUUAUAAAAUUAUUUAAAA
Molecule: messenger RNA, 2219 nt
Organism: Leptinotarsa decemlineata (Colorado potato beetle)
Lineage: Eukaryota; Metazoa; Arthropoda; Insecta; Coleoptera; Chrysomelidae
Gene: 14-3-3epsilon
Product: tyrosine 3-monooxygenase/tryptophan 5-monooxygenase activation protein epsilon
Source: RefSeq, a predicted model, not a curated record